This is a messenger RNA of Vigna umbellata (rice bean), 2405 nucleotides long. RefSeq names its product Magnesium transporter CorA-like family protein. Gene Ontology annotation, cellular component: membrane. The record is from RefSeq and is a predicted model, not a curated record. Gene Ontology annotation, biological process: metal ion transport; transmembrane transport. Lineage: Eukaryota; Viridiplantae; Streptophyta; Magnoliopsida; Fabales; Fabaceae. Gene Ontology annotation, molecular function: metal ion transmembrane transporter activity.
GAGUUCAUCAUAACUGCUACCGAAGACAGAUAAGAAUUGAAUUUUCAUAACAAAGGGAAGUUUCCAAGAACCUCAACUAUUCUACAUUACAAUUCAUAUUCUGGUACUACUUAAUUAGCUUAUUGUUCUCAAAUCCCCUCUGUCGUUACCUAAAAAAGGAAUAAAUAAUACCCUUAAAACCUUUUGAACUUUUCAAUACUAAGUCGCUUUCGCUUUAGCCAGUUUCAACGUUUGAGGUUUUUGGAAAUUCAUUCAUAGUUUCAUAAUCUGGGAAUUCAACGAGGGUUUGGUUCGUUGUGAACUUGGUGGGUUUUGUUAGAAGAUUAUUGCGAACCGACGUAUUGGGGGUUGUUGGAUGUUUGUAUACAAUUCUAGGUGUACCUUACUUCCAACCAAUUUGGGUUUGUGUCAAUUAAUUGGAUUGCGUUGUAUUUGUUGACUUUGGUUUCGAGACUGCGAAUAAUCUCGCAUCCAUUGCUUGUAGGUUGUUCUAAAGGACGUGAGAUUUUCAAUGUCAAGUUUAUGAGAUAGGAAAAUUGAGUCUCUAAGUUGGGGGGUUCUGGAUCAAGCUGUUCAGCACAUUUAAUUUUUUGUUCAUUUGUUGGGAGGGUAUUCAGGGUAGCUGCAGAAGGUUCAUGGAACUAGCUCAGCAUAGAGUUAACGAGAAUGGGUUGGGCGAGGACAGUGAAACUUCUGCACGGGUUCCUCUCAGGGAUCGCCGUGUCUACCCUGGCAAUCCUGCAGGCUUGGUGAGGAAGAGGGCUUAUAUAUUUGACGGCACCGGGAACUUUUAUAACAAGGAUUGGGAUCUGGCAGACCUUUUUCAGAAAAAAGAGAAGGAACUGGAGUUACGGGAAGGUAGAGGGAAGGAGUUUUCUUGGUACCAUGUGGAAUUACCGAAAGGAAAUCAGAAGUUGUCACAAUCUGCAGAAGACCUGAUUGGUGUUUUCUGCCCCCCAUUGAAACUCCAAGACAUUCUUUCACUUGUUAGCAACGGACCCUUUUGUGCACAUGUAGAUGGGGCGCUUGUCUUCCGUGUUAAUUCGCCUGGUCCUCCCUCCAGUGACUUCACAUUUAGGAUUGCUGCUAGAGUUAGUGAACAUUCAGUAAUUACCGUGUCAUUGGGACGUGUUCCCAGGUUAGGCUUCUCACGCGUGGGUGAAUCUCUUCUAUCAGAGAUUCCUAGUCUCGAAAGUUCCUCUUCUUUAAGAGGUCAGCAGGGGGAAAGAGGGGGUAUAGUUAUUAAGGAGCAUGUUCUUGAAUUCUUAUUGACUAUGAAUCACUCUGAGGAAGCUGACAACCCUGUGCCCAGAUCUGUCUCAAAUCUUGUAGUUCACAUAAUUGACACACAUGUAGAUCAGCUUCAAGAUCUUGUGACUAAGCUUGAGAUGGAGUUGGACUCUGUGGAGCUGGACUUGGAUAAAGGUGGUUAUGCUCUGAAGAAACAAAUGCUAGAUGACAGAAGAUUCCCCAAACUGCAUAUUAAUUUGCAGCGUCUCUUGCAGGUGAUUGCCCAUGGAGAGCAAGUAUAUCUCCGAGUCAAAGAAAAAUGUUCUUCAAAAAAAUGGUUUGCCAGUGAUGAUCUUAACUCCCUCGAAGAACUAAUUGGAAGGUUAAGGAGGAUGAAGGAGAAUGUAGGGUUUAUAGUAAAUCGUGUCACAGCAAUUCAGGCCGGUUUAGACAGCUGGCAAUCGGAGCAAAUAAACAGGAAGCUGUAUUAUCUCUCUUUCCUUUCAAUAAUAUUCCUCCCUUUGUCGAUAGUAACAGGAGUCUUUGGCAUGAAUGUUGGAGGAGUUCCAUGGACAGGUCAAAAUGCCCCAGAACUAAAAGAUGGUUUUCGCAAUGUCAUCUUACUCUGCGUUGCAAUGUUAUUUCUUGUACUUCUCUGUUUCAUUUUCCCAGCCCUUUAUACUCGUAUAGCUGCUGCAUGGCGAAAUAAGAGGGCUCUGAGAAGAAACUGGUCACUGAACAGGAAGUCAUUGCUGAGGAGAUCAUUGAGAAUGGGAGAUCAAGACAGAGGAGGCUAUCUGCGGAUUUAAUGGUUCAUGUCAUUGCCUAUUUCAUCUACGAAUGAACAACAUUUAAGUCGAUCAGUACAUACAUCUGUUUUCCCAGAAUGCCUCGCUUGAAAGCCAUUUUAUCAGCUGCUUUUCAAAGACACAUGCAUAAGAAACUUAAUAAACUGACAAUUGUUGUCCGUAAAACAAUCAUCUGAAGUCUAAAUGAAAUUCUCACGAGCCACGACUUCUCAGGUUGAGUAAAAUGGAGAUUGUGAUUCUUUCAUUGUUCCCUUCCCCCACGUUUAGAAGAGGGUCCAUUCCUUUCUGUCAUGACUACAUUUCAAACUUGUACAGUGUAAUUUUCUUUUUUGGUUUAAUUUCUGAUAUUAUUAAUUGUCACUGAUA